Molecule: messenger RNA, 7542 nt
Organism: Passer domesticus (house sparrow)
Lineage: Eukaryota; Metazoa; Chordata; Aves; Passeriformes; Passeridae
Gene: TTC3
Product: tetratricopeptide repeat domain 3
Exons: 47
Coding region: 124-6324 (2066 amino acids)
Molecular function (GO): protein binding
Source: RefSeq, a predicted model, not a curated record
GGGCGGCCAAUGGGCGGUGCGUCCGACGGGCGGGGCGCGCUGGGGCGGCGGGAGCGGCGGCCGCGCAGCAGGAGCGGAUCGGGAAUCGGGAUCCGGGAUCGGGAAUCGGAGUGGUGAUGUGCCAUGGCUGAUCCUCUCUUCAAAUCCGACCUUGUUGCAGCCUUGGCUCUGUUUGCUGGUGAUUCAUCCUACUUCCAAGGGCGUCAUGGAACCUUUGGACAGACAGUGCGGCCUAAUCCUAAAACAGGAGUUGAUGUCUGUGAGGUGUGGUGCAGUCUGCCCGUGGAAAAAUUAAGGGAAUUUUGCAAUGUGAUCAAAAUCAGAAUCUUUUGGUGUGCACUCUUCACCAGGGAGAGCACUUCCUUUGUGGAUGACUUUUGCUUGGUAUUCCUGGCCUGGAACACGAAGAAAAUCUUUGAGUUGAAUGUUAUGGAAGACCUUGCUGAUUUAAUUAAAAGAGUUGCUAACAUCCCGCAUUUCAUCCGUGGCAUCUUGAGGAUUGGCAGUGGAAUAGAAAAUGGUGUUUUCCGCCUUGAGGAGGCCCUGGAAUGGGUCAGGUGUGUGGGGGAUGCCAACAUCCUGCAGGACCUGGAGCAGCUGGGGGACUUUGGCAGGGCUGUCCUUGCAAUGUUUUUUUCUGAGUGGAAUCGUUACAUCACCAGGGUGGCACUGGAGGAUUGUGAUUUAGUGGCAGAACUGAGAGCUCUGACCUGUGAGAGCUCCAGGAAGAUGAGUGAAGCCAUGAAGCAGAAAGGAAAUGCUGAAUUUUCCCAGGGAGACCUGGGCUGUGCCAUCAUGUCAUACACCAAAGCCAUGGAGUUUUGGCCCACCAACCACCUGCUGUAUGGGAACCGAGCUCUGUGUUUCAUCCUCACCAGGGAGUACGAGAGAGCUGUACUUGAUGGAAAAAGAGCCAUAGUUCUCAAGCCUGACUGGCCAAAGGGUCACUACCACUACUGCAAAGCCCUGGCCCUGCUGGGCAAGGCUGAGCUGGCCCUGGUGGCCAACAAGAGAGCCCAGGAGCUGUGCCAGAACAGCCCAGAGGGGCUCAAGGAGCUCGUGCAGCAGGAGGAGAAAUUCAAGAAAACCUUCCAGGAAAGCCACGGUAAUGAACAGAAACAGAAGGCAAGGAAGCCUCCGCCUGAGAAAAAAGACUGCACUUCCUCAAAAUCUCCUCCAAGAGUCUCCCAGGAGCAGAAGGGAGCAGAAAAGGAGAGGAAGAGCAGCCAGGCUGAGCCCAAGGAUGCCCACGGGGCUCAAAAGCAGGAUGCCAAGGUGACUGAGCCCCAGAGAACAGAAGGCAAAGGUUCCCCGCUGGAGCAGCCUCAGAGAAUGGUUUCCUCAGUCCCUGCUCCACAGCAGGGUCGGAUCUCUGGAGUUUUGAAAUGCUCCAACCAAAGUCAGCAAAACAAACGAAAACCAAAAACCAAAACUUGUGACUAUGAAAAAAUGAGGGAUCAGAUGGAUUUGAAGAGGGAAUCUAAAGUCGUGGAGGAUAAAGGUUUCUGUGCUGUGCCACAGACAUUCCAGGUGGAUUUCAGUCCAGAUGUGAAAUCCCUCGAGCAGGAGGCUGAUGGAACCUCGGUGGACAGGGAUAAACCCACUUUAUUACAACUGCUGAAAGCCUUGAAUGCUCCAGAAUUCACGGUGGAGUUCAGCUGCCUGCCAGAGGAGGUGAAGGCGCUGGCGCGGGAUGGCUGCAGGGCCCUGCAGGAGCAGCAGUGCCACGGCGCUGAGCGAGCCUUUGCCCAGCUCCUCGGCCUCCUCUGCGCCACAGGCUCUUCGUAUGUGAAUAUUCCUUAUAUUAAUUAUGUUAUAUUCCUCUAUGGACAUGCCACUGCCCUACUGGGAAUAGGACAGCCUGAGGCAUUGGCAAAGGCUGAACGUCAGUUCAGGAAAAUAAUGGAGCAAUAUCCAGAAGAAAGUUGUUUUUGUUUGGCACACUAUGGAAUUGGAAGGGUUUAUCUCAGGCAAAACAGGUUUGCUCAUGCCCUCGACCAAUUCCUGAGGUCAAAGCUGAUGAUUGAUUUCAAGAUUUCCCCUGGAGUUUUAACCUGGCCAGGAACAACUCAGGUCAUCGAGGAGACACGAAUAGAGAAUUUACAGAUGGCUUUAAAGAAUUAUAUUGAGGAAUGUAAAUUCCCUCCAGAGCCAGAUGCUGUUUGUCGAUAUCAGCAGUGCCAUGGCUACUCCAAAAUCCAAAUAUAUUUUACAGACCCAGACUUUAAGGGUUUUAUACGUGUUAUUUGCUGUCAGCAGUGCAGAGUGGAAUUCCACAUCAGCUGCUGGAAAAAGCUGAAAACAUCAAGCUACAGUGAUAAAAAUGAUAAGGAUUUCCUUAAGGAAAUGUGUUUUACUCCUGAUUGUAAAGGCCUUAUUUCAAAAAUAGCUAUUUUCAAUUCUUCUGGGCUGGUAAAAUGUGAAUUUGAACAAAAAAUCCCAAAACUCAAGGAACCACCAAGGGUCUGUAUAAAACAGAAAUGUUCAAGUCUUAGGAAGAUAAAAAUGAAGCAAGAAAAGAAACAGUGGCGAAAACGAGCGCGCGAAGAGGCCAGGAAUUGUGCCAGGACAAAAACUGAGGAAAUUCAGGAGGGAAAUGACCAAUCCCAGUUCAGCCAGCACAGGGGUUCUGGCCAGGAUUUAUGCUCUGGGGACCAGAUCCUGCAGCACAUCCAGCGCAAUUCCGAGCAGAUCAAAGCUGCAGUCCCUGACACUCCCAAAUUACUAAAGGAGUUACUGGCCUGGGGUGUGAUCAGAGAGGAGGAUUUCAGCUCCUAUUCCCAAAUGAGCAGCACUCCCCAGGAGGUGCUGGGGCAGCUGCUGAGCUCCUUAAUCCAGGAGAAGGGGCGGGUGCGGAGCAGGGGCUUCCUGCACGUGCUGAGCCAGCUGGGAGAGGUGGAUCCCAAAGUGCACAAGUGGCUGCAGCACCUGGAUCACCUGGGUCUGACAGCUACAGAAAACUUUCUCCUCCAAUAUGGCCAAGUUCUGCAAGAGGUUGACCUUUCUAUUUUAAUCCCACUGUGGAACCAGAAAUACGGCAGUAAAUUUGAUUAUGUGGCAGCUGAUAGUGAAAAGCAAGAAAUUUGUGAUUAUUUCCUCACCCCUCCCCUAGAGAAAUCCCGUUGUUUUAUAUGGCUUUUAGAAGAAAACAGAGAACAUUUUCCAGACCUCCAUCAAGCUUUAGAUGAAUUCUUUGAUAAAAUGGAUGAUCCAACCAUUAUAUUAAAGAAGCAGGGGAAUGAGAAUUUAUCAAAUAAUGAAAUCAAAGUUAAAAACAAAAACAGGAAGAAGAAUUUGAAAGAUUCAAAGUCUAUUUUAGUAUUAUCCAGUGGAGUUAGUACAGCACCACGAGAAGAAGAGAAGAUAUUUAUAGAAGAAAAUAAUUUGUACAGAGAUUUUUCAAAUGAACCCUUUGUAAUCCCAGAAUAUCUCCAGGAGCAACUGGAGGAGUUCGAAGCUCGCUAUAAUAUUUCAAAUAGUAACAAUUAUCAAAUGAAUAAUAAUAAUAAUCCAGAUCCAAUCUCUGAGAAUUUGUAUGAUUAUUUCUCUCAAAUCUUGGAAGAACAUGGCCCUCUGGAAAUUAAUAAUAGAUUACUGAUUGGGGAAUAUGAAAAUUUCCCUGAGGAGACUCGGAAGGUGGUGGAGGAUGAAGGCGGCCUGGAGGCCUUCCUGCUGAAAUCCCUUCGUUUCAUCAUGGUGGAUAAUCUGAUUGGCCUGAGGAAGCACUCGGUCCUUUUCGAAGGAAAUCCAAGCAGAAAUGGGAAUAAAAAGGAAAAUCCACCUGGGGAUUCCCAGGGGAAUUCCUCCCACAGCAAGCUGCCCUUGAAUCCCUACGCCGAGGAGUUCAAGCCUCUCUCGUACCCUGUGGCUGCCCCUGUGGCAGCAGCUCCUGAUUUACCAGAUUAUCGCACCCAGCAGUAUUUCCCCUGCUCCUUCCCUGCCUCCUGCAUUCCUGGCAAUCCUCUGGAAAAUGAAAAUGUUCAUUCCAUGGGAAAUGAGAUUGCAUUUUCAGGUGUUUUACUAAAGGACUUUGAGCCUCCAGGCCCGGCUGUGUUUUUACCUCAGAGCUCCUGGGGUUAUCAGUAUGGAAUAUUGCCCCUGGCACAGCCUGGGUUUAUUUAUGCUGAUCCUGCAGCUCAUCAGGAAAAUCAAGAAUCAGCAAUUCCAGGUGGGAAAUACAGCCCUGAGGAUUCUGUGCCAGCUGAAAUCCAGGAAUACAAAGGCCCUUGGAGCCGGUCGGAGAACUUGGAUAAAAAGGAUUCUGCUUUUCCAAAUGGUUCAGAUGAAGCUGAAGGAGGCAAAUGUGUUAAAAAGGAAAAAGGAAGGAAAAAUAAACCUGACAUGCAGAGCAAUCCUCACACAAGGAUGGUGGCUGUUCAGGUAAAUCAGGAAGUUGCUGAUAGGGAAACCAAUACUUUGCCUUUCCAUCCAUUUGAAAAUCAACAAGGAGAUAUCCUCCGUAUGGAAAAGGAGCACCAGGUAUUGCAAGAACAACUCAGAGAAGCAGAGGAGAAAUUUGAGCAGUCACAGAGCAGGAACUUGGAGGAAAUUGCUGCUUUGGAAGAGCUCCUGAAAAAAAGUAUUGAAAAGACUGAGGUGUCCCAGAAUGAACUGAAAUGGUUCCACCGAGACUCAGAAGCACAAAUGAAGAAAUGGCAGCAGGAGAAGAAAGAAAAUAGAGAGACUUUAAAAGCUCUGAAGGGCACAGCUAAAAAGCACUCAGACACCAAUGAGAGGUAUUUGAAGACCAUUGGUGACAAGGAAAAGCAAUAUAAUACAUGUUUAAAUACAUUUCUGGAGACCAGUAAUAAAUUUGCUAAUGAGAAAGGCAAAUUGGAAGAGCUGAUAAAAAAGAGUCAAGAUGAAAGCCAGGAGUGUGAGAAAAGAGCUGUUAAAGCAGAGAUCUCAGUGCUCCAGACCUGGAAGGAAACUGAAAUCUGGAAGCUCAGAGGCACCAUUGCCAAGGCAGAAGGAAAUCUCAGGAUGCUGAAGGCACUGGGCAGCAGCUCAGCUUCAGCAGCUCCUGUGUUGAAGUCCCAGAUUGAGUCCUGGGAAAUAUUUAUUUCAAAUGUCAAGAAAGAACUGGAAAAAGUCGAGGCUGAGUAUGAAGAGAAAAUCGAGCUGGUGAAGGACGGGGCCCGGGACUGCCUCAGUAAAGUGGAAGUUGAGGAUUUUCCUUGGCCUCAGGGGCUUGUUACAAUGCCAGGCAGACCUCCCGUGUGUGACCCUGCCAUUGUCACCUGUUCCUCAGCACCUGCCCUCCCUGCAUUCUCCAGUUGUGAUGGAAAAGCUCCAGCCCAGCCUCCUCUCCAAGCACAGACCGGAGCCAAGGCAGCUCCUUCCACCCCUGAGGCUUCUUCUGCAGCUGGGAAAGCACAGCCCAGAGCUCCAGAGGGAUCCCAUUCCAAUAAAAUCUCACCAUCCUGCCCGUCAGGCAUUUCUGGAAGUACCUCCCAGCCCAACCAGACUCACCAAGAUCCCUCAGCUCAGCAGCCAAGGCCUUCUGGAAUUGCAAACAACAAAAAGCUUCCCAAAAAAAUGGAAAAUGUUUUAGCCCAGCUCCAGAGUAUAUUCCCAAGCCACAGCAGCUCAGACCUCGUUGCCUCCAUCAGGGACGUGCAGAGGAGAAACGGGAACAGCCUGAGCCCUGACAAGAUCCUCAGCCAGGCCACCGAGCUCCUCCUGGACCAGCAGCUCAAGGCAGCAGCUCCCGCAGGCAGAGCCCUGCACUCCCCGCUGCGGGGCAGGGAAGUGCCCACGGAAGGAAUCAGCCCCAAAAACUCCUCCAGUAAAAACCCCUCCCAGCCAAACCUGCAGCCCUGGGGAAAUGCUGGAGCUAUGCCUAAAGCCAGAUGGAGGAAGCAGGACAGUGCUGCCUGCAGUGAGGAUCCCUGCAGCAUCUGUCACGAUGAGCUGAGCAGAGACUGCUGUGAGCUCGAGUGUGGCCAUCACUUCCACAGAGAGGUGAGUUCUGCUCCUCAUCUCCACCUCAAAAACAACCCCUUUACCCUCCCCUUACCCUCAGUGCUUAAACAACAGGGCACAAUUGCUUCUCCCAGCCUUUGCCAUCCAAACUUGACCCACAGUCAGAAAGCUUUAGGUAGUUUUGAAAGUAAAGUGAUUCAUCAGAGUGGAUUUCAGGUGAUGCUUCAGAGAAUGAAUUUGGUUGUGAUUACUCUCAGGGAAUGGGUUAUCCCUGAAAACUGUAUUUUCCUCCUGCUAGUGGAAAUUCAUGAAGUAAAAAAGCCAGGAUUGUGUUGGAAUAACUCCACGUUUCUCCCUUUACCUUUUUUUGUUUUAAUGCCGAUUUGUUUCGCAGAAUAAAUCUGAUGAGAGCAGGAGAACAGUUCCACACCACUGAAAUUCGGGGGUGUAGAACCUCCCCACUAGUGCCAGUCCAUCACUUUGAGCCUCCCCUGGCCUCCCCUCCCCAGCUGUGGCUGUCACCCUCUCCCUGUCCCCGCAGUGCAUCCGGACGUGGCUCAAGCAGCACUCCAGUACCUGCCCCAUGUGCCGUGUCCACGCUCUGCUGCCCGAGGACUUCCCUGAGCUUCCUGCCUGGAACAAGUCCAGCUGAGCCUGCUUCACUCCUGUUUUACUCCCCCACUGCAGAAUUCAAGAUGUAAAGGGGCUGCAGCACAAGCCCAGUGCUGGGGGACAGAACCCUGGGGUCAUUGGCCAUGGGAUUUCACUCCAGGAUUUCUCCUGGUUCCUGCCCGAAGCUGUGCAGUUCAGGGCUGGCAGCACACCACACUGCUGGAUUUUUGGCUAAGGGACAUUGAAAGUAGCAAAUUCUUUUAGCUGAAAGGCCAGUGCAUGAUUCCUGUGAAGAGGGGGCUUUCCCUCGGAUUUAUUCCAAUAUCAAACAAGUAGGUGACCCAAAGGAUGGACCAACAGAACUGGAAAUCAAGACAUGCCCUUCCUCUGGCAUUGAUAAUCCAGGAUUCCAGCCUGGUGUGGUCUUUGCAGCUCCUCUCUGCAAAAAACCACAGCUGAGAAUUCAAAUUGUUUAAAUAAUGACUUUUAGUCACAUUUUGAAGAAAGAAUUUUAAGUUAUUAAUAUGGAUCAGUUCUUUACUCUCAAAAUAAGGUUGAAAUUUUAAUUUCCCCCCUUGUUGAAGAGUUGUUCUGUUUAACUGGGAAGGAUUUUUUUUUUAAAGAUUUUUAAGUGACACUUGUUCUGUAUUUUGUGCAGAAAUGGUCACUUUAGUAGCAGGAGGGGCAGAAUUCCAACAGCUCAGGGAAUUUUCUCCCACUGUUUCCUGAGUCUGAAGUGGCCAGAGCACCUUCAACACAGACACAUUUGCCCCAAACAGCCAAAAGGUGAGGACCAGAGCCUGAGAAUCUUAAAAUUCAGCUCAAAUUUUCUGUUGUGUGAAUCCAGGGAGCAUCACAUGGCUUAGGAGCUCUUGGCUAAUUCCAGGGAUCACUUGUUCCCCACACUGCUCCAUCUCCUCCAGCUGAAGUUUUAAACUUCUCUCUCAUUAAUUACUGUAUUAAUUACCACUUCAAUAAAAAAAUAAAAUUACUGCUGCAGUCAAA